This is a messenger RNA of Trypanosoma brucei brucei TREU927, 591 nucleotides long. RefSeq names its product FKBP-type peptidyl-prolyl cis-trans isomerase conserved. Gene Ontology annotation, molecular function: peptidyl-prolyl cis-trans isomerase activity. The transcript has a single exon. NCBI's taxonomy places the organism in Eukaryota, Euglenozoa, Kinetoplastea, Trypanosomatida, Trypanosomatidae. The record is from RefSeq and is a predicted model, not a curated record. Bases 1 to 591 code for a protein of 196 amino acids.
AUGUAUGGUGUUGAGUGUUUUCGGCCACUUGGCCUCGCCGCCUUUAUGUUGGCAGUCCUUUCGGUCGUGCGGGUCGCAACAUCAGAAGAUGACCCAAACAAACUGACGCCGCAGGAGCGCAUAGAUAGAUACCGCAAACGAGUUGCGCGGUCGUUCCUCCUUAAGAUGGCUGAAGAACCCGGUGCCAUGACGCUCCCCUCAGGCGUCGUUGUUCACGUGCUCAACCGCGGCGGUGGUGGACGGUCGGCUGCUGUUGAUGAUGAAUGCACCGUUCACUACACAGGAACACUGAAGGAUGGAACUGUGUUUGACAGCUCACGAGAUCGCGGACAGCCCUUCAAACUUAAGCUGGGCCAAGUGAUUGUUGGUUGGCAGGAGGUCCUCCAACUGAUGCGACCCGGCGACCGCUGGAAAGUUUUCAUCCCACCUGAACACGGCUACGGUGCGAGAGGUGCAGGCCCAAAGAUCCCACCCCACUCCGCACUGGUGUUUGACAUGGAGUUGAUUUCCAUUGAAGGCGGCGGCAACGGUCGCACUGAAAAGGAGGUGGAGGAAGUUCUCAAGGGUUACGCGGGGAAGGGAGACUUGUAA